Molecule: messenger RNA, 3966 nt
Organism: Ceratina calcarata
Lineage: Eukaryota; Metazoa; Arthropoda; Insecta; Hymenoptera; Apidae
Gene: SMC2
Product: structural maintenance of chromosomes 2
Exons: 9
Coding region: 286-3831 (1181 amino acids)
Biological process (GO): chromosome organization
Cellular component (GO): chromosome
Molecular function (GO): protein binding; ATP binding; ATP hydrolysis activity
Source: RefSeq, a predicted model, not a curated record
GUAACUUAAAAACUUACUACAGCGCGAUGUGUUGCAGAACUUUGGUUAGAAAGUCACUGACACACUGACACACACAAUCGCUAGGAAUCUGAAGUUAGUUCCUUAUGCCAUCUCUGCCACAGAAUUACUGGCCCUCUAUAUCAUGACAAAACAAUGGAAUAUACCGGUUAACGCACUCACGUCUUAAUUUGAAUCUGUCGUUCAUUUGUUUACUGUCGUAAAAACAGCGAAACCAAUAUUUAUAGCAGAGCUAUAUAGAUUUAGUUGAGUUUGAUUGAGUUCAACAUGUAUAUAAAGUCGAUGGUAUUAGAAGGAUUCAAAUCCUAUGGGAAAAGAAUUGAAAUAACCGGUUUCGACAAAGAAUUUAAUGCGAUCACAGGAUUUAACGGUAGCGGAAAAUCAAAUAUCCUGGAUGCAAUAUGUUUCGUUCUGGGCAUCUCGAAUCUUGGACAAGUACGUGCAGCUUCACUUCAAGAUUUAGUUUACAAAUCUGGCCAAGCAGGUAUAAAAAAAGCUAGUGUUACUAUAACUUUUGACAAUAGGGAUAGGAAUGUAUCCCCACUGGGAUAUGAACAUUAUGAGGAGAUAACAGUUACCAGACAAGUUAUAAUCGGUGGUAAAAACAAAUAUUUGAUCAAUGGAUCUAAUGUGCCCAAUAAACGUGUCCAGGACAUGUUCUGUUCUGUCCAACUGAAUGUAAAUAAUCCACAUUUCUUGAUAAUGCAAGGCAGAAUCACAAAAGUCUUGAACAUGAAGCCUGCAGAAAUUCUGUCUAUGAUAGAAGAAGCAGCAGGCACUCGAAUGUACGAGAAUAAGAAAGAAGCCGCUUUGAAAACUAUAGAGAAGAAGGACAAUAAAUUGAAAGAGAUAAAUACUAUUUUAAAAGAAGAACUUGGCCCAAAAUUAGCCAAGCUUAAAGAAGAAAAAACACAAUACGUUGAAUUCCAACGUGUAGAAAGAGAAUUAGAACAUUGUAGAAGAAUCUGUUUGGCAUGGAAAUACGUCACAGCUUUAAGUGAAAGCGAAACGGCAGAGGAGAACGUUCAAGCUAUUAAGGAUAAAAUAAAAGAGAAAACAGAUUACAUUAGUACUGGUGAAGAGGAGCUUAAAAAUAUAGAUAAAGAACUGGAUGAAGUAGCUAGAAAAAGAGAUGCAGAAGCUGGAGGCCAAUUAGAAUCGUUGGAUAAGGAAUUAAAAGAGUUUGAGAAGCGGCAAUGUAAAUUAGCUGCCGAAGCUAAUAGUAGUAAAGAAAGUAUCAAGGCUGCUCAAAAAGCAAUUGACCAAUUAAGAGCUAAUAUAGUCGAUGACGAGAAUGCGUUUACGUUAAAACAAAAGGAAUAUUCUAAAGUCGAAGGUCUUUUUAAGAAUUUAAAGAAUAUGGAUGAACAGGAUCGUGAAGCCGUGUUACGUGCACAAGAAAACUAUCAGAAAGUUAGUGCUGGACUAUUGGCAAACCAAGACGGUGAAAACGCAACAUUAGAACAGCAAUUAAUAAGUGCCAAACAGAACGUGACAGAAGCACAGACGCAGCGUAAACAGUGCGAAAUGUCACUGCAGCAUAAUAGAGAGCAGUUGAAAAGGAAGCAAGUGGAAGUUAAGAAUACUGGAGAUGAAUAUAAGAAAUACACUGUGGAUCUGGAAACUAAAGAGAGAGAAGUGAGUAACUUAGAAAAGAAAUUGAGGAAAUUAAAUUAUGAAGAUGGACACAUAGAGCGUCUUGGGGAACAGAGAAAUGCAUUAAGGCGUGAAAUAAUGAUAUUGGAAGAAGAACUGGCUCAGCUUGAGUCGAGAUAUCCUCAAGUCAGAUUUGAUUAUAAAAAGCCUGACCCCAGUUUUAAUCCAAAUUCUGUGAAAGGAGUGGUGUGCAAAUUAAUUACUGUAAGAGAUAGAAGAGCAGCAUACGCUUUAGACAUCGCUGCAGGUGCAAAGUUGUAUAAUGUGAUAGUAGAUUCAGAAACGAACAGUAAAAAGAUACUUCAACAUGGUCAACUGCAAAGACGCGUUACUAUAAUUCCCUUAAAUAAAGUGAAUGGAAGGCCCAUGGAUAAUCACAUAAUUCAAUUGGCACAGAAAAUAGGUGGUGGUAGUGAAAAUGUUCAGCCAGCACUGUCUUUGAUAGACUUCCCAGCUGAAACUAGAUCCGCUAUGACGUGGAUUUUUGGACAGAUCUUUAUCUGUAAAGACAUGGAUGUUGCUAAGAAGAUAGCAUUUCAUCAGAACAUAAUGAGAAAGUGUGUAACUUUAGAAGGCGAUGUUGUUGACCCUAGUGGUAUUUUAUCUGGUGGUGCAGCGUCAAAAAGUGGAUCAAUUCUCUUAAAGUUGGACGAAUUGAAAGCUUCUUAUACCGCACUCAAUGAAAAACAACAGGCUCUUCAAAACAUCGAAACUAGUUUACAAAAAGUGAACAAUGUGGCCGAAGAGUACAAUUCUUUAAAACAAACAUUGGAUUUGCGGAAUCAUGAAAUCAGUAUGGUGAAACAGAAAUUGCAACAAACGGAGUAUUAUAAAGUGCAAGAAGAGAUUGAGUCUUUGGAGAAAAGUAUCAAAGAACUUUUGGAAAAAAUAAAUGCUACACAAAAAACUGAAACGGAGAGCAUUAAACGUGCAAAGGACUUGGAACAUCAAUUGAAAGAUGCUUCUAACAUUCGACAAAAACAAUUGAAGAAAGCUGAAACUGAGUUAGAAACGUUAAAGAAAAAAGCUGAGAAUAGUCGUAAAGAGUGGCAAAAACGGGAACAGGAAGCAGAAACACUUGAACUGGAAAUAAAGGAAUUACAAAAAAGUAUAGAAGCUGAAAAAGAGGAAUUGGCAGAGUCCGAAGAAAAGUUGAAAGCACUACAAGAAGGAUCAAAUGAAAUAGAAGAAAAAUUAAACGAAGCGAAGGAUAAUGUAAAACAGAAGCAGUCUCAGAUAAAAGAACAGAAGGACAUUAUUAACAAGCAGAAUACUCAUAUGCAGAAGUUAAUCGUAAAAAAAGAAGAUAUUAUAAAGAAUAGCAAAGAGGCAGAACUAGAAAUUAAAAAAUUAAAUCAUGAAAUUAAUUCCAUUCGUAAUCUAGCUCACGAUUACAAAAAUGAAGUUUCUAAACUUACGAGGGAACAUGAGUGGAUUGAACAGGAUAAGAUGUAUUUCGGGAAAGCAGGUGGUAUGUACGAUUUCAAUGUUAACAAACCUAAUGAAAUGGAACAAAAACUACAAAUGCUACAAUCGAUGCGCAAAAAGUUAAGUCGGACUAUUAAUACGCGCGCUAUCAGUCUUCUCGAUAAAGAAGAAGAGCAAUACAAUGACAUGAUUAAGAAAAGAAAGAUCGUUGAGAACGACAAAUCGAAAAUAUUAGAAACGAUUAAACAUUUAGAUCAAAAGAAAAAAGAGACAUUAUUAAAAGCUUGGGAACAGGUAAACAAAGAUUUCGGAUCAAUUUUCAGUAGCUUAUUGCCAGGAACAAAUGCGAAAUUACAACCUCCUGCGAAUCAGUCAGUCACUGAUGGUUUAGAAGUAAAAGUAGCGUUUGCUGGAAUUUGGACAGAAUCAUUAGGCGAAUUAUCGGGAGGACAAAGAUCAUUGGUUGCUUUAUCCUUAAUCCUGGCCAUGCUUUUGUUUAAGCCUGCACCACUUUAUAUUUUGGACGAGGUCGACGCUGCGUUAGAUCUUUCUCACACGGAAAAUAUUGGAAUAAUGUUAAAAAGACAUUUCAAACAUUCGCAGUUUAUUGUUGUAUCAUUAAAGGAUGGAAUGUUCAACAACGCUAAUGUAAUAUUUACAACUAGAUUUGUUGAUGGAAUGUCAACAGUAUCUAAGAGUGAAAAAAGAAAGUUGGCUCAGGCUAGCUAACUUAAUCAACAUAGAAAGCUAUUUUUGUAACUAAAUAAGGAUUUUUUUAUCUACGAUAAGUAAUUCCAUUUUGUUUCAUAAAUAUGUUUUAAAUAAUACUUCUGUACAGUAGUAGAAUAGUUUUUUUUUAUAUAA